Molecule: messenger RNA, 1875 nt
Organism: Diaporthe batatas
Lineage: Eukaryota; Fungi; Ascomycota; Sordariomycetes; Diaporthales; Diaporthaceae
Exons: 3
Coding region: 1-1875 (624 amino acids)
Biological process (GO): regulation of DNA-templated transcription
Molecular function (GO): DNA-binding transcription factor activity
Source: RefSeq, a predicted model, not a curated record
AUGCGCCACGAGGCCAUGCCUUCAGAUCUCUCGAUUCUCAGCGCUGAACAGUACCUCGACGGGCCCUUCUCUGGCAGGACCAGCAGGGCGAAGAAGCCGUCCACUUCAAAGCCAGAGACUGCUCCACGGAAGAGGGCCAAGGUAUCUCCCCCGACCGCCGAAACAGAAUCGGCUGAGGAUGGGGACGACGACGGUGCGAAGAGGGCAAGAGGCAGGCCCAGGAUCGAUACAAAGGACCAGACAGCUGCGGAGCGCCGACGGACACAAAUACGCCUAGCACAGCGAGCUUAUAGGAGUCGCAAGGAAAAUGCCAUCCAGACCCUCGAGAGGCGUGUCGAAGAGCUUCAGGGGAACAACGAGGAGCUGAGCCACAUUUUCCUCAAGCUCCACGACUCCGCCGUGAACCUUGGGGUGCUGGAGCAAUCCCCGAGGUUUGCUAAUGAGCUUCGUACGGCCACUGAGAAGAUACUUUCGCUCGCAAGAAGAUCCAGUGAAGAUGGCGGGCAGGACGAGCAAACCGAGGGCUCUGCACCGGAGCCACCUCCCCGCGGAAGCCAGACAGAAGACUCGAGCUCGUCAGAUGUGCCCAUAGUACAAACUGCACGCAACUCGACCGUCCCGCUCUGGGGAGGCUACAUGGUCGCCCACGAGGCCGAGACGACGGCACCAGAUGUAUCCAUGGCCUUGCCUUCCAACACCAUCAUGUCGGUGCCGCAGACGCCCCUCGGCUACGAGAUUGUGACUAUGCCGACCUUCGAGAACGCCAGCUUCCCCUUUGACCUGAAUCCAGAAUCGUCUUACCCGAACAUGCUCGAACAGGCCUCUACAGCCUCGCCAGCCUACCCGAUCUCCCCUUACUCCUCGCUUCCACUCCCCCAGUCGAUGGCCUUCGAAGAGUCAACCUUCGGCCGGCGUCUGCAAAGGAUUUGCUUGGAACUCGCAUACCGGCUUCUCACCAUGCCAGACCCGCCCAAGCAAGCAUACGCUUCAACGUUCGGCUUCUGCCUGCUCUUCGAGCCCGCUGAAAAGAUCCGCGAGCGCCUCGCCCAAUGUCUCCAGCGGACGUCCUCCGAGUCCCUCAACUGGUGGCAGGCCCCCUUCUGGGCGGCCGGUGGUUCUGGCCAGCACCAGCUUCAGCAGGGCACCAGCGCCAGCGCCGGCGCCAGCAAUGAGGCCCGCGUGGGCAACCAGGGCACGGUUGAUCAGAUGAAGUACCAAUACCCAGGGGGGCAGUUCGGCCUGGGACCAUUCGACGCGAAGGUCAGCGAGACCCGUGACAAGAGGAUUGACCCUCGCAUGAGGAUCCGGCUGCCGGGCUUCGAAGGCGACUUCUACGACCCGGAGGAGGUCGAGGUGUACCUGCAGGCUCGCGGCGUCGUGAUACACCCCGGUCAGGACUACCUGACAACCGAGGUCGACGUGGCGUCAUUCAAGAACGGCGCGGCAGCGGGACAGGACAGUCAGGGUCAAGGACAGGAGCAGGCCGCGGGACGGUUUGAGGAUUGGUCGCGGACGCUGGAUGAGGCUUUUGACAAUCCUGCACCCAGCGGCUCCUCGCCCAAUGGCAGCCAGGCAGUGACUUCGGCCUCAACUUCGUCGACGACUGUCGGGAUGGACACGGGCACAUGGCCGAUCGAUACUUUCACCGAGAUGUUCAGCCGUGCUACAGCUGGGCAUGGAAUGUCGGGGCUCGGUAGCGGCAGUGGGACGCCAACUGAUGGCGGGAAGAAAUUAAUUACAUUGGACGUCAAUGUCUUCUUAUCAGAACUCGCCAGACGUGGCACCUGUCUCGGACGGUCCCCCGGGUUUCGGCCCUCAGCUGUCGACGCAGCAUUUUGGACGGCAACAAAGACUGGUGCAGAACUUGGGUUUUAG